Molecule: messenger RNA, 2133 nt
Organism: Penicillium verhagenii
Lineage: Eukaryota; Fungi; Ascomycota; Eurotiomycetes; Eurotiales; Aspergillaceae
Product: fungal specific transcription factor domain-containing protein
Exons: 6
Coding region: 1-2133 (710 amino acids)
Biological process (GO): DNA-templated transcription
Molecular function (GO): DNA binding; zinc ion binding
Source: RefSeq, a predicted model, not a curated record
AUGUCUGAUGAACAACAUGCGACACUGCGAACAGUAUUCGACACGCUGGGGAUGAAGGAAAAAGCAGUUGCUCCAGUGCCGCAUUCUGAAAAAGCUGCCACGCCUCCGAAUUUAAUACAAAACACUGAAUUCCCUUCAUUUUCCGCUCCUCAUCCAGGCCACAAUAUCUUCACGGGGAGCUCCGGUGUCGGUUUCUCCAACCGGUCGCAUGACCUUCAUUUCGAAGGCUAUGAGACAGGUAUAUCCGAAGAUAGCCCGGACUCCAUUUUGAACGCCUGGGAUUUCGAUUUAGGCGUUGGUGGAUAUAAUCCACCUAUUACAUCGAACCUCCAGCACAUCAUAGACUCUUCGCCACAAGAUGGUCUCGGUGUACGACCGGAGGAGCAAAUUCCUAGUCAGCUAUCCUCUACCGGUCUCUCUCGUAGCAAUGAUGCUUCCACUCCUCUUGAAAAACCAACGAGGUCACCCGACAUUGAGGGCCUAGUCGAUGAGAUAUCAGACUGUGUUGGUACCUUAAAAAUUGGACCUGGAGGAUCGACGCGUUUCUAUGGCCCAACGUCCACAUUUAAUUUGAAAGACAUGCAGCUUUCUGACAGCGAUGAGAGUGAGCGCAAGAUCACUACUUUCAGUUCUGAAUCAAAUGACGAGAUACCUGCAUCAUUGGAAGCCCAUCUUCUUGGCCUCUACUUUAGCUGGCAAGAUCCCACAUUCCACGUUGUUGAUCGACACAUUUACGAAGAAGCACAGAUUAAAUGGAACAAUAUGGAAGACACACCUUUCUACUCAGAAGCGCUACGGAACGCGAUGUGUGCACUUGGCAGCGCUUUUGAAUCCCGAUAUCAUCCGACGUUUGUCACAUUUCCAAAAACACUCGUCGAGUUCUUCGGUGAUCGUGCAAAAUCGCUACUCGAGAUUGAACUGGACAGACCUUGCGUGGCGACAGUUCAAGCACUAGUCAUUCUCAGCAACCAUGAGAUAGGAAACGGAAAGGAUGCCCGAGGCUGGCUUUACAGAAUGGCACUACGGCUUGCAUUUGAUCUUGCUCUGCACCUCGAUAUGUCGAGCUACGUAUCUCAAGGGUCAAUAUCGGUCGCCAAUGCGGAUAUUCGCCGCAACGUCUUCUGGACUGCAUAUAUUGUUGAUCACCAGUUAGGAUUCCAUCUAGGGAGACCUUUUCGCACUAGCAUGGAGGAUGUGACGGUUGGUAAGCCCCGGCAAAUUACAGGCCUCAGGGGACAUUGUCAAUGGGUGCCCUACGAUUCAUCGACGCUUUUCGGACCAGAUUCUGGCUUGCUGGACAAUAAAGAAGCUAUUGGUCAGCAGCUAGUCUCUCUCUGUGAGCUAAUGGCACCGUGUGGAUACAUACUAUAUGGUACAUCAAAGAUCUCGAAAGACGUCCUGCAGGAGCUGAACGCAAAGAUUGUCUCCGAGCUUCGCAAGUGGAAAGCCAAGCUUCCACCUACAUUACAGAUCAAUCUUGGCGAUUUCACAACGCCAUAUCUUCCGCAUGUGCUACUUCUCCACAUGCAAUACCACCAAAACAUAAUCUACGCCCACCGACCCUGGAUGUCCAAAAGCCACCUCCAGCCCCAACCCCCAAAAGGCCCCGGCUACACGCACGCCCGCGAAAUGUGCAUCCAAUCCGCCAUCGCCAUAUCCAAAAUCCUCACAAUGUACGAAACUCGCUACACGCUCCGGCUUAUCAACGUCAAAGCCGUCUCCGUAACCUCCUCCGCCAUCCUGCUCCUUCUCUUCGCCGCAGUAUCAAACCACUCGACCAAGUCAAACGAAGAUAUCUCGUUCCACCUGAACACGUGCUUCAGGGCCCUGGAUGAGUUUUCCCUUUCGUGGAAAAGUGCUCAGCGAGCGAAAGAUCUGCUUAUCAGCUUGCAGCGGCAGUGGGAGCUUCGGACAAGAUCACAAACGGAUACAGUCGCUUGGCGGGCUGAUGCGGCUUUGGCUUUGUUUACGCCCAGGAAACGAUCGAAGGGAGAGGGGGAUCUGGGUGCGUUAAGGGGACAGGAUGAGCAGAUGGAGGUGGAUUUUGAUUGUAUGCUUGGCGGGAUGGAGAAGGAUGCUUUUUCGAGCAAGUAUUGUUCAGAUUUUUUUGAGUUGAUUUCCAAUCCUGGUUGA